Molecule: messenger RNA, 1799 nt
Organism: Pteronotus mesoamericanus
Lineage: Eukaryota; Metazoa; Chordata; Mammalia; Chiroptera; Mormoopidae
Gene: AFMID
Product: arylformamidase
Exons: 11
Coding region: 51-989 (312 amino acids)
Molecular function (GO): lipase activity; arylformamidase activity
Source: RefSeq, a predicted model, not a curated record
CUUCUCCGGAAACGUCGGGUUGGACGCGUCCGGGAAGGGUAGCGCGGGGGAUGAUGUCUAAAGAGGAGCUGGAGAAGCAGUACUCGCCCAGCAUGUGGGUGGUCCGACUGGGAGCGGAGGAAGCCCAGAAGACCUACUCCGAGAUGGGAAACGAGGGUACGGGGGACCUGUCCAUGGCCGCUUUGGAUGGACUUUGGCGUGUGGCAGUGAUUCCGAACGCCACCAAGAAGGCCCGGGCCACCAGGAGGAGCCUGCUGAACAUCUCCUAUGGAGACGGAGAAGGGGAUAAACUGGACGUCUACUUUCCGGAGGCAGGGUCUGAAGCCCUGCCUUUCCUUGUGUUCGUCCACGGAGGAUACUGGCAGAGUGGAAGUAAAGACGCAUCAGCCUUCAUGGUGAACCCACUGACAGCCCAGGGAGUGGCCGUGGUGAUAGUAGCUUACGACAUUGCCCCCAAGGGCACCCUGGACCAGAUGACAGACCAGGUGACGCGGAGCAUCGCCUUCAUCCAGAGGCAGUAUCCACGCAACAGGGGGAUUUACCUGUGCGGACACUCAGCCGGAGCCCACCUGGCCGCCAUGACGCUCCUGGUUAACUGGACCGAACAUGGAGUCAAGCCCAACCUCAAAGGCCUUUUCCUGGUGAGUGGGAUCUACGACCUGGAGCCCAUUGUGCACACCUCUCAGAAUGCCCCUCUUCUCCUGACAGUGGAGGACGCACGGAGGAUCAGCCCGCAGCGGCUCCUGGAGGCGGCCCCCGCGCAGCUCGCUGGUCCAGCCUGCCACGUGCUGGUGAUUGUGGGCCAACACGACAGCCCCGAAUUCCGCCGGCAGUCGAGGGAGUUUUAUAAGACGCUGGGCCGAGGAGGGUGGAAAGCCUCAUUCGAAGAACUCCAGGAUGUGGACCACUUUGAGAUCAUCUGGAAACUAACCCAGAAGGAAUUCGUGCUCAACCAGAUUAUUUUGAAAACAAUCUUCCAGGAGUGCUGAUGGCCUCUGAACCCCAACUGGUGCACCCCCGGCUUGCAAGUCUUCUCCGAAGGGCCUGACAGCGCCUCCCUCCCUCCAGCCUCCACUUCCCUGGUGCCCGGAAGCCUCCCUUUGCCCACCCACCCUGGCAAGAGCCCAUUCCUCCCACUGCUCUGAGCAGAUAGACAGGUCUCCGCGGCUGCGCCCCAGUCUGGAUUGAGUGGCUCCAGGCGCCGCUUUCCAGCCCAGUGCAAUGCUGUGUGAUGCUCAGAACCUCAGCUGAAACUGGAGCCCGGAAGGCCUGCAGAGAAAGGUCUCGCACCCUACCAUUCACAGUCAAUUACCCCAAACAGGAAAAGACUAACCUCGCACCUCCAACGGGAGGGCCUAUCUACUUCACUGCCUGGGCAGGAGGAAGGAAGAUUGUCUUGUCCAACCACAAGCCCAACCAAUGGAAAAUGCUGCAGCUCGGCCAAUGAGAAGCCGCAUCACCCUGAACCCUCCAAUGAAUGUUUUCCCCUUGAGAAUUUUGUUGUCCCGCCCUACUUUCUAUGAAAGCUUUCCAUUUUCUGCCCCAACUGGUGUGGCUCAGCGCGUUCGGCAUCGUCCCACCGGCAGAAAAAUUACCAGUGCGGUUCCCAAUCAGGGCACAUGCCUGGGUUGCGGGCCAGGUCCCCAGUUGGGGGCGUGUGAGGGGUGGCCAACUGACAUUUCUCUCCCUCUCCUCCCUUCCUUCCCCUCUCCCUAAAAAUAAAUAAAAAAUUUUAAAAACUUUCCAUUUUGUGUAACUCCUGGGAAUAUCUCUGUUCCUGAUUUCUAAUAAAUAUCCUG